Messenger RNA from Anastrepha obliqua, 7350 nucleotides. RefSeq names its product arginine-glutamic acid dipeptide repeats protein (gene Gug). NCBI's taxonomy places the organism in Eukaryota, Metazoa, Arthropoda, Insecta, Diptera, Tephritidae. The transcript is spliced from 16 exons. Gene Ontology annotation, molecular function: transcription corepressor activity. Gene Ontology annotation, cellular component: nucleus. The record is from RefSeq and is a predicted model, not a curated record. The coding region runs from base 397 to 6453 and encodes 2018 amino acids.
AUUAAAUCGGGCAAGUGUAUUUCGUUAGAGACACCGGUGUGAACGACGUCAUUGUUAGCCAUCAAACUAUUUUGGAAGUAUAAAUACUGAGUGUCGAUAGGCAUAAUCGAUUUCAGAAAAUAAACUUGUGAAUUUUCAUUUGCAUUAAGUCAAGAAGCUACAUACAGAUCAAGAAACGUGUGUGCCGCUGUCAUCAUUGUACUUAUACUUUCCCUCAUGCACAUACCAAACUGCGAGUGACGGACAUUUGCUAUCGCGGCCGCAUAGACAGCUGGUAGUCCAUAAUUCCAUAAACGCAACAAUUAAACUAUUUGUCAAAAUUAAUGUUUGCAUAUUUUCAUCAUAGAGGGCAAUAAAAAGCUUAACACUGGACCGGAAGCGUGUCUUUAAAGGGUAAUGGCGGCCUCCACUCAGGGAGAAAUUCGAGUGGGUCCCGGCCACCAGGUAAACGAUGUCUAUGCAAAAUUGCCCGAUUAUAAUCCAAUUUCAAGCUUCCCUGUUGACAAAGAGAGCGACGAACGCGAAUUAGAAGAAUCAAGAUGGAGUCCAGGCAUUGUGGCCGAUGGGGAUUUGUUAAUGUUUUUGCGUGCGGCGCGUUCUAUGGCUGCAUUUCAAGGAAUGUGUGAUGGAGGACUAGAAGACGGUUGUUUAGCUGCUAGUCGUGACGAUACAACAAUUAACGCUUUGGAUAUUUUACACGAUUCUGGUUACGAUCCAGGUAAAGCCCUUCAAGCACUCGUUAAGUGUCCCGUUUCCAAGGGUAUCGAUAAAAAGUGGGCAGAGGACGAAACAAAGAAAUUCAUUAAGGGCUUACGGCAAUUUGGAAAGAAUUUCUUUCGAAUACACAAAGAUUUACUACCGCACAAAGAGACACCGGAAUUGGUGGAAUUUUACUAUUUGUGGAAGAAGACACCGGGUGCCAAUAAUAAUCGACCUCAUCGUCGACGCCGGCAAAGUGCCUUGCGUCGCAAUCGUGUCACACGCGCUAGUAAUACACCUCCGAAGAAGGAGGAUACACCGGAACCACAAACGGCGACGACGGCGUCAGCGGCGGCAGAUUCGACUCGCUCGUCGCCCGUUGUCUCCAAGGAGGAGAACAGUUCUCUAACCGAGGACGACAUCAGCGAGUGCGACAGCGAUUCCAGUCUGACAAACAAAAGGGAUGAAUCACCAUCUAGAAUGAGGACACGCAAUAAACAGCAACAACAGAAUAAUAAUACGAAGGAACAAACAACACAACAGGUGGCGAAUGGUAAACGACCCAAACGUGGUACUGAAACUCCAGAUACAGUGUCGGCUGCAGAUAGUCCAAAGACACCAACUAAAGGAGCAAACGCAACCGAAAACAAUACGACAACGACGGUGGCGGCUAAUAAGCGUAAGGCGGGCGGUAAGCAGGAUACGCCGAACAAGAAGAAGCGUGCCGAUGUGGACGGUAGCGCAGGUUCUGGCAGUGGUGGCGGUAGUGGCGAUAUCACCGAUGAUGGCAGCCUUAGUAAGGACAGUGCUAAGCGUAAGCGUCCCGAUAGUCCCGCGGAAGAGAGUAUGAACUCUGACAGUCGGCCUGAUUCGGUGUUGGAUGACGCUGAGUCGAAUACGACAGAUACAGUAGAGCAGUCGUUGAAGGAGGGCAAAGAUAGCUCAGGUGGAAAAGAGGAUAGUGCUGCGACAGAUGGCGAUUCGAAGGCGGAAAUAAUUGAGAAAUCCGAAAAGCCUGGUGAAGACACCAAAGAGACUAUCAAAAAUGAUGAUGAAGAAACGAAUAUUCAGGCACCUGUUAGCGGACAAGUAGCUAUAGCAACACCAGUAGGCGAUUCAGUUGGCGUUGACACAAAAGAUCCUGCAACUAAUACAAAUGAUGGAGGCCUGAAUGUGGUCAGUGCUCCGCCAACACCAAUGAAGGUGCCUACCAUAGCAACUGUUGAGGCGCUAAACGCUUCCAUUGGACGCGGGGACUUGUCAACUGAACGUAAGGAUCCAUUAGAGAAAAUGGAUGUAUCUGAAGGUAGUGUUACCGCUGAUUUGACCAAGGAGCAGGAGAUGAUGAAGAAGAUCGCUAAUAUGAAGCAAGAGUCAUUGCAGCAGCAAUUACCACCGAACAGCUCCAACGCAAAUAUGCAAGAAAGCGCCGUUUUCAUCAAGAAGGAGCCUUUGGAUGAUUCCUUGGAUGCCACCUGCAAUCAGAACAGCAACGAGCCGCAAGAUCUAAAAGUUAAAGUAGAGAUCAAAAAUGAGGAAUGCAAAAGUGCCGCAGGUAUGCCGCCGACUUCAAUGGCUGCAUCUGUUAAUGAAACAACUGCUGGCUCAGAUGUCCCACCUCAACCGCCACAUAUGCAUAUGCAUCUCCCACCAGGGGGCCCACAACCACCACCAGGUUACAUUUUGGACGGGCAAAUCAAGUAUGGGCCACCGCUGCAACAGUCGAUGCCCAGUAACGACAACAACGCUCCGCCAUCAACGGGCAUGCCAUUAGGUGGACCGCCACCAACGCACAAAUACCCUAGUGAUAUGGAUAUGAAGUACAAUGAGUCUGCUGCGGCAGCUGGCAUCAAAUAUGAGGGUGGCAAGUUUGCAAUGCAAGACAUUAAGUACCCUCCACCGCCACUGGAGCACGCCAUGAAGUACGGAACAGUACAAGAAAUGCAAGCAGCCGCAGCAGCAGCAGCGGCGGCGGCUGCCGCAGGUAAAUAUGAUAUGAAAUUUGCCAUGGAACAGCAGGGCAAGUAUCCGGGUGAUCUCUCAGCACAUCAGCAACCACCAAAAGGUUUCCCUGGUGAUCCGAUGAAGAUGCCUGACAUGAAAGUAUCAGGAAUUUAUCCCAUGACAAAUGCUGAGGGAAAAUACACGGGUCCGCCUAACCAACCGAGCGAUGUAGGGCUUAAGUAUGGUGGCGGUGCACCUCAAGAUCCGCAACCACCAACUUCACACGGUGCACCACCUGGUGCAACGCCACCACCCGGUAUUGCAAUGCCAAAGCCUCAUUAUCAACACGAAGUGCAACACCCACUGGCUCGUUCUGCUUUCGAGUCAAGUUUAAUGCUGAAAUAUGGCGAUCCAAUGGCUGUCAAGUAUGGCCCCCCACAAGAAUUAAAAUAUCCUCCACCACCACAAGGACCUAAUGAUGGAGGACCAAUGAAACCCUCUCCCUAUGCUGAGAAUCUCGUCAAAGGCUCGCCAUAUGGGACACAAGAACCUGGCGGAAUGAAAUAUCCGCCACCGGAGAGCCCAAUUGAUGCGUCAUCUCGUUCGACACCUGGACAAGAUAGUCAGGGCAGUAAUAGUAGCUCACAACCUUCAUCACAACAACAACAAUUCCAAUCGCCGCAUCCAUCGCCACAUUUACCUUCACCAGCGGGAGGUGGUCUACCACCUGGUAUGCACCCACAAAAUCUGGUAUCGCCACACGGUCCGCCAUCUCAUGGACAACUAAAUUCUGGUCUGCCACCAGGCUCAUCUGGACCACCUCAACCCAGUUCUUUACACCAUCCACACCUUACACCGCCUCCAAACAACUCACAGCAAUUGCAAGGGCAUUCACAAUCGUCAAUUGCCUCAUCAAUGCCUCCUACUUCAGUUGGGGCACCGCCCCCAUUGUCAACAGUGGCUCCAUCAGGCUUGCAUCCCCAACACAUCCCGCCCAGCCAUUUGCAACAGUUACAUCGCCAGCAUCCCGAUAUGCCAAGUGGCAUACAUCCGCAUGCGCCAAUCCCGCUUGCACUGCAAGGCCAUGAUCCGCGUGGUGGGCCACCGCUUCCUACUCAUCAAAUACCUCCACAACAACAACAAUCCAGUACAGUGCGCACACCAUCGCCGGCGCAGCAACCACAGCCUCGUAAUUUGCAUGAGGAGCGCAUUGGGCCCAAUAGUGGUCCACCAUCUGGACAGUCACGUGAACCCCCUACGUCGCAAGCAUCGAUGUUGCCACAGCAGUCGCCACAUGCGCACCGUAGCUCUCCUCUGUCCGGUAUGCCAGGAAACCCACCACCGGGUCUUAUUGGUCAUCCAAUGCCCAUACAUCCGCAUCUGGCACAUUUGCCACCUGGUCAUCCAGCGCAUGCUGCUGUCGCUGGAGUUGGUCAUCCCGGACACCCAAUUCUGUCGCACACAAUGGCUGGUUUGGGUCCAGGAGGUGGACCAAUCGCACUUCUGGCAGGACCACCAUCGCUGACGGGUAUGCCGGAAUCGGCGCUCAGCAGACGUACGCCCCCAUCACAUAUUGCACAACCGCAUUCCUCGUCUGCACCACCACAUUCAUCCGUUGCUGUUAGUUUGGCUUCUACCACGACGUCAGCUAGCACUGCGCCAAGCACGAAUACUGUGCCAUCAUCUGCCUUUAGUCGCGCCAGCCCAAGUGUGCAAGGUCCAAACUCCAACAUAGGUGGGCCGCAAAGUGUUGGUGGCCCUGGAAGCGGCGGCACACCAGGCUCUUCAUCAGCACAUCGUUCAGCGUCGCCUGCUUCAAGCGUUGGUAGUUUGAGCCGCCAAAGUCCGCUACAUCCGGUGCCGCAAAGCCCACUCAGCCAUCAUCCAUCAUCAUCGGCACUAACGGCGGCAGCAGUUGCUGUAGCAGAGCGGGAUCGUCAUGCACUUUUACGUCAACAGUCCCCACACAUGACUCCUCCACCCGUAUCCAGCGCUUCCACACUGAUGGCUAGUCCGUUAAGCAAGAUGUACUGUCCACAGCCGAAUCAACGUGUGCUGGGAACCUCGCCGCCACCUCAUUUACGGCCUGGUGCUUCACCACCUGUCAUCCGACAUCCACAGAUGCCACUGCCAUUGCCAUUGAUUCCACCUGGCGCUGGUAUACCACAAAUAGGCGUGCAUCCCGGCCAGUCGCCAUAUCCGCAUCCGCUCUUACAUCCUUCCAUGUUCUACUCCCCGCACCAUCACAACCCAUUCAAUUAUGGCUAUGGUCCUUAUGGACCUGGUUUCCCGGCAGCUUACAUGAAGCCACCGCAACCAGGAGGGCCGCUCGAUCCAGCCUCGGUGUUGGGCGCGCAUCAUCCAGGUCUGCCAGGUCCUCCACCCACGCGCCCUGACGAUCCAGCGAUGGCAGCUGCAGCAGCGGCGGCCGCUGAGAAACAAGCCGUGGUUGCACAUCAAUUAAAACAACAGCAACAACAGCAUCAGCAGCAUCAACAACAACAAGCGGCAGCACAAGCACAAGCGCAGGCUCAAGCACAAGCACAAGCGCAGGCGCAGGCACAAGCACAGGCGCAGGCGCAAGCACAGGCACAAGCACAAAACAAACCACCAACACCAAAGACGCCCCAGGGAAACAAUAGCGGUGGAGGACCGCCGGGAAGUUCGCACUCGACUCCCACAGGCCUGCCACCAGCUGGUUAUCCAGGGUCACAUUUGGGUGGUUAUCCGCCACCACCGCAUUCUUCCCCAUUCCAGGAUGGUCAACAAAUGGGUCUUAAGCCAACAACGCACAUGGAUGCCCUGCGAGCACACGCACAUUCAGCCAAUUUGGGUGCUCCACAUCAUCCAACAGAGCCAUUACCAAUUGACAUUGAGCCCGAUCCGGAGCCGGAAAUACCCAGCCCAACGCAGAAUAUACCGCGUGGUCCUAGUCCCGAAGCCAAACCGGACGACACUGAAUGUCAUCGCUCGCAGUCGGCCAUAUUUGUGCGCCACAUUGACCGCGGUGAUUAUAAUUCCUGCACGCGAACGGAUUUGAUUUUCAAACCAGUGGCCGACUCCAAAUUGGCGAGAAAGCGAGAAGAGCGCGAUAGAAAGCUUGCCGAAAAGGAACGUGAGCGUCGUCAACAACAACAGCAACAGCAACAACAGCAGCAGCAACAAGCCGCGGCUGCGCAACAGGCCGCUCAACAGGCCAAACUAAAGGCCGAAUUGAAGCCGCCAUAUGCAGACACGCCAGCGCUGCGUCAAUUAUCGGAAUAUGCAAGGCCGCAUGUAGCGUUCAGCCCUGUUGAACAGAUGGUACCAUAUCAUCACCCAAUGGGGCCAAUAUAUAGUAGAGAGAGGGAACUGGAGGAAAUAAAGAACGCACAAGUUGCAGCCGCCAGUCAGUCGCGUCUGGACCCGCAUUGGAUGGAGUAUUACAGGCGCGGUAUGCACCCAUCACAAUUUCCAUUGUACGCUAAUCCCGCUGCUAUCUCACAAAUGGAGCGUGAACGUUUGGGUAUUCCGCCGCCGCAUCAUGUCGGCUUAGAUCCCGGCGAGCACAUGAUACGAUUGACGAGAGAAUAUCAUGCACACUCUCAUACUCAUUUACAUUUGCCUUUGCCUUCACAGCCGCAACCACCGGAGGCCGGAUUUCAACUGCCACCGAAUGUUGGCCAAUAUCCACGCCCAAGUAUGCUUAUGCCUAGAGAGCCGGACGUUCUGCUGCGCAUGUCCUACGCCGACCAGCUUCAGUAUUUACAGGCAGCUGAAUUCCAGCGACAGUCACUGCACGAACAGUACUUCAGACAAAGGCCCAGGUAAAUAGACCACUAUGGUAGAACGUUCUAUAGCAUGCGUUAACUUUUAUGAAAGAUGAAUGAAGAAACCGACGAAGAUGAAUGAAGAAGUAGUGUCUCGCCACAGUGUUUCGCUUGGAUAACUUAACGUUAAACGUUAGUGUUUGUAUAAAUAAUGCGUACCGCGUGCGGUCGAUCGUUCUACCAGCAACUACCAACUACUACAGUAACAACAACAGCAGCGUCUACCAUCAUCACCAUUGACACAAACAAGCCAGAUUACGCAUCAAUCCACUCUGCUCCGCUUCACUCCAUUCGACUUCACUUUACUCCACUCCACUCGUAUCAACUCCACACCAUAAGUAAAAGUUAAGCCUCAUUAACUCUUUGAAAUGUACCAGCAUUUGUUCCGUCUAUUUCUUCACUAAUUGUUUGUUCGAUUUUGGACAAUGUUGCGGUCAAUGUGUGAAGUACAUUUCAUUUGUGUGUAAUGCUUAAUUUUGUGCAAAUAAUUGUUGCAAUCGUUGACAAUUUCCCCGCGACUGUGAAAAAAAUCAGCUGCGUUAGCUCUCAUCUGGCAUGAGCACAAAUAUGACGCUGAAAGAGAAAUAAAUUAUUGUGCACGUAAUCAGAUGGACGACAGCAAAUUCAACAAACCAACCACAAAAAGAUUUGAAUAAAGAGCAAAAAGGCAGGUGAAUAAAAUGGAUAUGCCUCUAUUCAUACUUAGCAUAAGUGGAUAUGGGGGAAUCUUGGUGUAAAAUCACAAAUGUACAUACCUACAUACACACACAAGGGCGCUUUCGUGCUUAUGCGACAACAAACACAAAAAGAAAAUAUCACAAUCGGAGCCUAAUUCUGAGCAUUUUGCAAUACAUAGGGAGAUUACAAAACAAAAAAAAAAAACAAAAAAAAAAACAAA